Molecule: messenger RNA, 2346 nt
Organism: Ectocarpus sp. CCAP 1310/34
Lineage: Eukaryota; Phaeophyceae; Ectocarpales; Ectocarpaceae
Source: the annotation of a GenBank genome assembly
AUGUGGUCACAGAACGCGCGGCGUUCGGAAAACCAGGACGCCCAGAACGAGGAGGAUGAGGCGGACCCGGUAGAUGGGUCGACACCUGCCUCGAACAGGGCAGGCUGGUCGGACUGGGAAACGAGCGACAAAAUCACCCGGAAGAAACCGGCGGGCGGAAAUUCUACGGGCGAGAGGGGGAGCUCUGGGGCCAAGAGAGGCAGGGGUGGAAAGAGCGGUGGUGCCGGUGCUGGCCGCGGGAAAGGGAAGGGAAGAGGGAAAGGGCGGGCUGGUGUUGGCAUUGGGUCAGAAGGCGAGCGGCAGCUGGACCUGGCGUCGUCGUUCAAGGCCGGGGCGCUGUCUGAGUCUACCAGGCAAGGCAACACGCUGAUCUGGCUUGCAUGGGGAUGGGCUGCUGAAUACUGCCACUUUGUUGCGGGUGCUAGCAGGGGUGGUGCUGGUGGUGGCGGCGCUGCCAAAGCAAAGCCCUCGGAGGGAAUGGACCGGGGGGAGCUAGGGGCGAUUGGUGUUUCUGAGGCCGGGGAUGAUCUCGGCAUUCCCACGGCUCCCGGGAGGCCGGCGAAGCGCAAAGCCGGGAGCGACACCGCCGGCACGAGUACGCCGGCCAAGCAUCCCGGUAUCGGCCGAACGUGGGGAUCGAAGGGCAGAGGCAGCGGGAGCGUGACUUGCUCGGACAUCGGGACGUAUCACCCGAACGGGACGGCGAUGAGAACUGUGCUCAGACACAAAGGCCAACAUGGGUUCGCGGUGGCUGUCGGCCGGUUUUGCAACGCCCGGCGGAAGUGCUCCCACCAGCCGCAGCAGCAGCAGAAGGCCAUCGAAUUUUCUUCAUUUGCGUAUGAGCCGCAGCCACCGCACCAGCAGGACGCCUUGGGUGCCGGGCAGUCGUGGGAACAGCGCGCUAAUACGAGCGGAAACGAUCGGGUAGGAGACCACACCGCCCGCGGCGCCGGCGCCGGCACCGGGCAGGUCGCAAUCGAGCACACGCUUCCGUCGACGCACAAGCAGCCGCCGGAACGCGUCAUGCAUCCACCUCCCACCGCGGCAAGCUCUCACACACCUAGCGCGAGCAGCGGGCGGGUGCGAGCGGCCCGGUCGUGGGGUGACGUUUCGAGGCAGCAAGGCAAGGGCCGCCAUGCUGUCCCAGGGGUGGGGCAAGCGGUGGGGGUGGGCGAGCCCCUUGGAGAUGAGUGGGCGUCGGGGGGGGCAAGGACACAACAGGAGGAUGUAGACAGGAACCGCUUCAUUGCUCGUGGCGUAACGGGAAGAGGCGACCAUGAUACGGGGGUGCGCGGUCCGUCUCCGCUUUCCUCUUCUAUCGGGGAGUUCGGCGGGGCGGCGUCGGGGUCUAGCGGUGGUGGUGGAGGUGGUCGGAGCUGGAAGGCUGGGGCAAAUACCAGCAGCUUCUUCGACCGAGGAGAGGUAGAGCACUCGAACAAAGGAGCCAACCUGGAAACUCGGAAACCGGCGAUGGCGACAUUGGUCGACGGCAAUAGGUUCGGCCCGAAUCAGCCGGUAGGGUCAGGCACGCCUACGUCGUCCUGGCGACCAACCGCGCUUCCGGCCGCCGUUGGGCGGAAUGAGGCGGCAUCUCAGUACAGUGAACCGAACCCGAAUUCGUCGUUCCCCCCGUCGGCGAAGCGCGGGGUCACGGACGGCCGCGGGAGCGGGCGCGGAGGGGAGGAGGCAGAUGUGGGGGCAGCAUCAACGGUGACUACAAACUCUCGCGGGUUCCAUGCUUCUCCUCUGACCUUGGCGCCAACCUCUCCGAUCAGCGCGACCGUUUCUCGGAGGGGUGGAGAUCAACGUGCCCAGUCGAGGCAACGGGUUUCAGCUCCCCCUUUGGCUGGUUCAAGAAUGACCGGAAGCCAAGCCGGCGGAGCACACGGUGGUAGGGGGGCGGCGGCGGGAGGUCUCGGGCGUGGAUGGCCGCAAGGAACGGAGGAAAGACGUCGCACAUUUCAGAGUCAUGGGGCGCCUGGCGGUGCCGUGCACAGGGGCGAGCAGAUGCAGGAAGACGGCGGGGAUUGGUUUGGCCAGCAUCCGACAACCGCGGAUCGAGGCGACAUCAACAUCAGCCACGGCAUCAAAAUCUACGGCCCACGAGCAGCGGGAGUAGAGGUCACAAGGGGGCCGACAAGGACGGCUACUCGUGCCCAAACGCCAGAAACAAGACCCACGGCCGCUGGCGAUGUUAGUGCUCCUGCGGGACAGUUCUCGGCGGGGUGCAGCGGCGGCGUAGGAGGCGGAAGCGGUGGCCGCGGCGAGGACGCGGGCGUUGCGGGGGGGGCAGUGGCUCGGGAGAACGUCGCGACAAAGCUCGACUUCCACACGGUCUUCGACUGA